GCGCGUUAGUAGUGGUCCAGACGUUCGACUGUUGUGAAUAACCGUAUCAAAAUGGCAGACAAGAUCGAGUUGUUUUACGCUGUCGUGUUGGUCAUCCUCCGAUUGAGUUACAGUUUACCUGUUUCUUCGGAUGUUGACACCAGAGCUGCAAUUGAGCUGGCGGAUGCUAUGGACGCGACAGCCGAUCCAUGCCAGGAUUUUUUUCAAUACGCUUGUGGCGGAUGGAUCGAAAAGAAUCCAAUUCCAACAUCGAAAUCGACCUGGUCGCAAUUCGACCUUGUGAAUAAAAAACUAGCUCAUGAAUUGGCAGAUAUUUUGAAAGAGAAAAAUUCUCUUACGGAUCCAUUUCCAGUGAGACUUGCCCGUCAAAUGCACAGCGACUGUAUGGACAACGAUACUACCGAGAGCUUAGGAUUGACGCCUUUAACCAAUUACUUGGGUCAGUUCGGUGGCUGGCCGAUGACGUUGGCUCAUUGGAAAGAUUCUUCAUUCAACUGGACGAACACGACAGCGUCGGCACUCACUACUUUCAAUUUGCCCAUAUUAAUCAGCAUCUUCAAUGACUUGGAUACGGAUCACACGAACGCGAGUACGAUCUACAUUGACCAAGAUUCGCUUUAUUUGCCGCGUUCAGUCCUCGUUAAUUUGACGGCCAAUCCAACAAUUGCGACGGCCUACAAGAAAGUGAUAGUCGAAUCUGCCAAAGCGAUUAGAGAUUGGCUGCGGAGUAACGUCACUGACGUCGAAAUCGAGAGCCAAGUCGACGCUGUUUUGAAAUUCGAGUCACAGUUGGCAACGAUCACCGUUUCAGAUGGAGAUCGUCGCAAUAGCAGCCGAAUGUACAAUCCAAUGACGCUGACAGAACUUCAAAAUUGGACUGACGGCCUGUUCAUCAAUAAUUCUUCUAAUAAAAUUAAUUGGCUAGAAUACCUCAACGCUAUUUACUCUUCCGCUGGUAUCACGAUCCCGAAAACGGAACGACUUGUCAUAGCCGAGCCGAAUUAUUUAAAUCAGCUCAUUCAACUGUUGAAUAAAACACCGCCUCGAGUGUUAGCUAAUUACAUCCAUUGGCGUAUUGUGGAUGCUCUGGCCAUGUUCACUAACCAGCGCAUGGCUGAUGUGCAAUUUGAAUUUGCUAAAGUGACUGAAGGCAUUUCCAAACCCAAUUCGAGGUCACAUCAAUGCGUCGAUGCCGUCAAUGAACUCAUGGGAAUGGCGUUAGGUUCAGUUUACGUUCAAAGAGUGUUUGACGAUCAAUCUGUCGAAGAGAUUAAAGAGAUGAUUGUCAAUUUGAAAAAGUCGUUUAAAUCUCUGCUAAGCGAAGCUUCUUGGAUGGAUUCAACUACUAAAUCAACAGCAAAAGAUAAAGUAGAUGCCAUGAUUGAAUUUGUUGCCUACCCCGCAUGGUUAAAGAACAAAACUGCCUUAGAGGAUUAUUACGACGGGAUUAUUACGACUUCGACGGGUUCCCAUUUCUAUAAUAUUCAACAAGUGCAUUCUUUUAUAAAUCAAAACGAAUUGGCCAGUCUCCGCGAGAAACCUGAUCGCACCGAAUGGAACGAUAAACCGACUAUUGUCAACGCUUUCUACUCUGGCACCACAAACUCAAUUACUUUUCCGGCUGCCAUUCUACAACCCCCGUUUUAUCAAAAAGGGCGUUCGGCGGCAAUGAAUUACGGCGCUAUGGGUAGCAUGAUCGGUCAUGAAAUAACUCACGGAUUCGACGACGAAGGUCGACAGAGUGACAAGUACGGCAACACGGCUCAGUGGUGGUCGGAGAAAACACUGGAACUGUAUCAAGAACGGGCCACGUGCUUCAUUAACGAAUACUCCAAUUUCACCGUCCUAAAUGGUUCAAAAUUAAACGGGGUCAAUACCCAGGGCGAGAACAUUGCGGAUAAUGGCGGAGUGAGGGAAGCCUUGAGAGCUUACCGUUACUACGUCGCAGCCAAUGGCCGGGCUGAUUCGACCAAAUUCGAAAACUUGACGCCAGAGCAAGUUUUCUUUCUUGCUUACGCCAAUAGUUUAUGUGGAACUAAUACUCCUCAAGCGUUGAGGACUCUUAUUGAAAAGGAUCCUCACAGCCCUUAUCGCUAUCGCGUCAUAGGAACUCUGUCCAAUAACGAAGACUUUGUCAGAGCGUUUCAAUGUCGUCCAGGCACGCCGAUGAAUCGAUUAAAUAAAUGCGUUCUAUGGUAGAACACUAUCUUGAAAAAUUAAAUAAAUUAAUAUUGAAAGCUUU
This is a messenger RNA of Daphnia carinata, 2242 nucleotides long. Its product is annotated as neprilysin-1-like. Gene Ontology annotation, cellular component: plasma membrane. Lineage: Eukaryota; Metazoa; Arthropoda; Branchiopoda; Diplostraca; Daphniidae. The record is from RefSeq and is a predicted model, not a curated record. Gene Ontology annotation, molecular function: metalloendopeptidase activity. The transcript has 16 exons. Gene Ontology annotation, biological process: protein processing. Bases 52 to 2199 code for a protein of 715 amino acids.